AAGCUUUUACAUUCUUGUCAGAGAAAUUAUUGUGUAUUUUAAAAUUUCGACUAAAUAUUAAAUUGGAAAAUACUGUGUAAUUGGCCAGAGCUUAAUAAAAGCCUAGCCACUUUCUUAUACAGUAGCAGGAAAUUUAGCUUGCGGAAUGACAACACACCACUUCGUCCUCAUCUGUACAGUGAAUAACUCCUGCCGUGAGUGAAUCCGUCCACUGCUCGUCGCCACAUCCGAUGCCCGAAAACUCGGUGGUAGUCCAGUUAAUGCAGGCCGUCGGCGGCGGAAUCGCCGGAGCUGCGACGCGGACCAUAACCCAGCCGCUGGACGUUCUGAAGAUCCGAUUCCAGAUGCAAGUGGAGCCGGUGACAAACCAUAAGGGGUCCAAAUACCGUGGAGUCAUCCACGCUUUCAAGUCGGUGUACGCCGAGGAGGGAAUGCGCGGUAUGUUCCGUGGUCACAACUCCGGCCAGGUUCUGAGCAUUUCGUACGCUCUGGUACAGUUCUGGUCCUACGAACAGCUUCGCUCCAUGGCCCACCAGUUUGACUACUGGAGGGAGCGACCCUUUCUCAUGUUUUUCAUCUGCGGCGGCAUAGCCGGAUGUCUGGGAGCCGUGGCCGCCCAGCCGUUCGACGUGGUAAGAACACAGAUGGUGGCCGCAGACCCCUCCUCGCGCCGCAGUCAGAUGAACACUUUUACCGGACUUCGAAAGGUCUAUAAGAUGGAGGGGUGGAUGGGACUUUCCCGAGGACUACCCUUCACGCUUGUGCAGGUGUUUCCGCUGGUAGGGGCAAACUUUCUCUUCUACAAGUACCUCAACGCGGCUGUCUUGAUGGCCAAGCCUCCCGACCAGCGCCAGGAAAUCCACGGCGCAUUUCUGUUUCUCAAUGGGGCGCUGUCAGGGGUGUUGGCCAAGAUGAUCGUGUACCCGGCGGACCUGCUUAAAAAGCGCAUCCAGCUGAUGGCCUUCAAACAGGAACGUAAGACCUUUGGUCGCAACCCCGAGUGCCCUACGAUCCUGGGCUGCAUCACCACCACGUUUCGGGAGGAAGGAAUCGGAGGCUUCUAUAAGGGAAUGUUGCCUACUCUACUCAAGGCAGGACUGAUGAGUGCCGUGUACUUCUCCAUCUAUGACAUGUUUAAGCGCCACUAUAUAGCUCCGAUGAAAGAGGCGGAGAAAAAUCGGCAAAAACUGGGCAAGCAUUAGUAUCUUGGGAGAAUGUGUGGAAUAUGGAUGAGCGAACAUGUCAAAUAUAAGUUAAACGUGAACAGUAGACUAGACGACCAGAUGGCCAACGACGGACAUUGCCGUCUACUUCCAGUUUGAACUGGAUCCUGCCCAGCCGCCUGAGGCCGGCGCUGAGUAGCUGUAUCCGUCGCCACCGCCGCCGGAAGACCCGCCGUAGGAGCCACCGCUGCCUGAAGCAGCGGCUGCAGCCACCACUUGUGUAUCAUAGCUGGAUCCGCCGCCACUGCUAUAGCCACCGCCAUGUCCACUGCUGUAUCCUCCAGAGCUGUAGGACGAGCCGCUGCUGUAGGAGGAGGCUCCGCUGUAAGAGGAUCCACCAGAAUAUCCACCAUCGUAGCCCCCGGAGGAGCCACCACUGUAUCCACCGGAGGAUCCGCCGCCGUAUCCGCCGGAAGAGCCAUGUGAAUCUCCAGCCGCAGCAGCAGCCACAAUCACCUGGGUGUCAUGACCUCCUCCGCUGUGACCGCCACCGCUGUAGCCGCCGUAUCCUCCGCUGCCACCAUGAUCAGAGGAGUCUGAGCUGGCGGCGAUGGCUGCAAUGUUGGCGAUGGCAUGGCCACCAUAACCUCCGCCGUGUCCGCCGCUGCCUCCAUGUCCGCCAUGUCCGUGAUCGGAGGACGAGCCAGCAGCAGCAGCGAUGGCAGCAAUCUUGGCAUCAUCAUGACCGGAACUAUAUCCGCCGGAGCUGUAUCCGUGGCCACCUCCACCGCCUCCGCCACCCCCGGAACUGUAUCCGUGGUUCUCGGUGAUAACAGCAUAGGUGUUCACAUGACCACCGCCUCCUCCACCGCCGCUGUAUCCGCCAUCGUGGGAGUGAAUCUCAUAGCCUCCACCUCCAUGGCCGCCAAAAUCACCGCCUCCGUGGCCGCCAAAAUCACCGCCUCCGUGGCCGCCGUGAUCCCCACCGCUCUCUGGCAGGUGAAUACGGAUGUGGACAUGCUCUCGUCCGAAGGUGGGCUUUCCCCAUACCGCUGGGCUAGCCAGCAGAAGCGCACUGAUCUGGGAGUGGGAGGAGGGAAUCUGUGUUAGGAUCCACCUGAACUGACGUGGUGUCGUGCCAAACUCACUAUGAAACGGGCUGCCAUUUCUCUGGAUUCGUUACGAAGGACUCUCGAAUGAUUGCUCGCCUCUGGACCGACUGGAAAUGAUUCGGCAAACAUGGGCACACGCCGUUUUAUAGCCCUCUUCUCCACUCGGGAGCCAUGCGGUUAUAUAAGCGAUCGCUUGCCGCUGAGCAAGUGCAGAGAUAAUCUCUUUCGCCGACGACGAGCUGAAUGAAGUGGAGCCAGACCACUGGAGACUUCACGACCGCGACCCAUUGAAGGCCAACUGGCCGCGUCUUCGUCUUCGUCUUCUUCUCGGCCAUCCAGUCUUCACUCUCCCUUUCUGAAGAUCGCGAGAGUGUUGACCUUUCACAUCAUCAUCCCCAGCAUGUGCCCAAUUGCAAUACCACACGGAUAACGUAAAAAAGGGUCUGUGACUCAAAAUUAUUUUAAAUCCCAUGGUGUGAUGCCAACUUAAGUGU
Drosophila melanogaster (fruit fly) is the source of this 2769-nucleotide messenger RNA. It is a transcript of the gene Tpc2, whose product is annotated as thiamine pyrophosphate carrier protein 2. Lineage: Eukaryota; Metazoa; Arthropoda; Insecta; Diptera; Drosophilidae. The transcript has 2 exons. Gene Ontology annotation, biological process: transmembrane transport. The record is from RefSeq and is marked reviewed. Bases 231 to 1202 code for a protein of 323 amino acids. Gene Ontology annotation, cellular component: membrane; mitochondrial membrane; cytoplasm.